This is a messenger RNA of Cercocebus atys (sooty mangabey), 1187 nucleotides long. RefSeq lists its product as uncharacterized. The record is from RefSeq and is a predicted model, not a curated record. NCBI's taxonomy places the organism in Eukaryota, Metazoa, Chordata, Mammalia, Primates, Cercopithecidae. Bases 332 to 922 code for a protein of 196 amino acids. The transcript has a single exon.
GAGGCUGCAGCCAGCCGCUCCAAGGAGGCCCGGCCCCGGCGCCAACGGGACCAGCCCGUGGGACAGCGGCCACUGCUGGCGGGGGAGGGAGGGAGGCCGAACCAGGGCGACGGGGAGAAACCCGCCGGGGACCCCUCGAGGAAGGGACCUUGUCCAGGGUGGGGGCUCCAGUUCCUCCGACCGCCCAUGCGCUGGGAGGGAGGCCGGCCCCGGGGACUCUGUGUGCCCCGCCUCGUCCCCCACUGUGGCCGCGCCAGCUCCAGCCCGGGCCAGCCGUCCGCGGAUCCCCGUCCUGAGUCUCCUCAGGCUCUCGCCUCCCGCACCCCCAUGGAUGCCCACCGCCCGCACCCACGCCCGAGCUGCCCCGAGCCGCCCCGAGCCUGAAGGGAGCCGGGCGUGGGGACACGCCGUUCCUCCGGGUUCCGAACGGGGUGGGGGUGAGCUCCGGCUCCUCACUCGGCCUUGCACCUACUGGGCCCGACCGCUCACACCCCGUUCCCGCCCCUGCGCGAGGCCGCAGAAAGAGCCUGGCCAGGGCCUCUCUCUACUCCAUUUUGCCAGUUGUCUGAGAAGCCAAAAAAAGUUUCUAGAACUGCCAGCCCUUAAAAAAAAUGAAAAGGAAGAGAAGAAAUGGGAGCAGGCAGCCCUCGUCAGCAGACUGGGAGCCGCGUGGGCCCGGAGCUAUUUGCAUUCCGGUCUGCGGGGGCUCGGGGAUGCUGGUGACAGGCCUGGUUCCUGGUGGCUCGCCCCCACCUGUGGGCGUCGGGAAGGAUCCCUUCCAUCUCUCAGCGGCAGAGGAGGCCCUGGCAUCGUCCUGGCUGCAGCCGGGCAAUCCCAAGGAGUCCUGGUCACCGUCACCCCGCCGGGAGGGGCCACAAGGACCUGGGCCUCUGCCACCAAGCUUUGUCCCCUCUUGCUGUAGGGAGCCAGUGAUUCUCCUCCGACCUGAUGAUUGCUUGGUUUUUUUAAAGGGAGAUUUGAGGGGUGAGAAGUGCGUUUCUGUGUGGUACUCCGGGCUAGUGUGCUGUGGGUCAUUGAAGGUGUGGCCUGCGUGGGUGCAGUGACGUUGGAUUGUCAGGUGGCAGUAGGGGAGCCCUACUAUGUCAGUGCUAAUGAAAGAUGUUGGUUUGUUUCUGAAAUAAAGCUAAACAAGCCUGCACAUGCAGAGGCUUGGACCCUGGUAGAAA